AUGCUGUGUAAAGCGGUCCUGUCCUGCGCUCUGUUCCUCACAGCUCUGGAGCCUCUUCUCGGACACCCCCUCACACACUUGGCUGGCAUGUCCUACACAGGGCCUGGAUCAGAAGAAGAGCAGGCGGUGAAUCCAGACGAGAUGUCUUUCUCCGAGCAGGCGUUUCUGUCACAGGGGUCUGCUGGAAUCGGCUUCCCUUCCUUCCUCACAGGAGACAACAGCAGAGAAGCUCUCAGAACAGCCAGCUUUGUUCCUAGCCAAGUGGUGAAAGAGGCGCUGAUAGAAAAGCCGUGGUUGAACCCACUUGGACAUUUCCUGGGUGCCAGGAAACAGUACCAGAAGCGUGGGGGAAACUCUGAGUGCUUCUGGAAAUACUGUGUCUGA
Messenger RNA from Neoarius graeffei (lesser salmon catfish), 384 nucleotides. It is a transcript of the gene uts2b, whose product is annotated as urotensin 2, beta. Gene Ontology annotation, cellular component: extracellular region. The transcript is spliced from 4 exons. Gene Ontology annotation, molecular function: hormone activity. Lineage: Eukaryota; Metazoa; Chordata; Actinopteri; Siluriformes; Ariidae. Bases 1 to 384 code for a protein of 127 amino acids. The record is from RefSeq and is a predicted model, not a curated record. Gene Ontology annotation, biological process: blood vessel diameter maintenance; regulation of blood pressure.